Macrobrachium nipponense is the source of this 1692-nucleotide messenger RNA. RefSeq lists its product as uncharacterized. The record is from RefSeq and is a predicted model, not a curated record. Gene Ontology annotation, molecular function: zinc ion binding. Lineage: Eukaryota; Metazoa; Arthropoda; Malacostraca; Decapoda; Palaemonidae.
GUCGUCUGUUACUUGUACUUAGUCACUAUGGAGUGUACAAGAAAUCCUGAGUUGCUAGAUUUUGAAGGCAGUGGCUUCCAUAAUAUUAUUUUGCAAAAAAAUAAAGAUUUUGUGCGCUUACGAACUAAUGCUAAAUCGAGGGAAGAUUUCGACAAGUGGAGAGAAAUAUUCAACCUCAAGAAUUGUAUGUGUUUCAACUCCUAUAAACUGUACCCUGUUGGAGUGAAGAAAUUAUUUCGUCAAAAAUUACUCUGCCAUCACAGCAACAAAUUCAAGCACAAAGGUGUGAAGAAGACUGUUACUGGUUGUGAAGUUUUCGUCGAUGCCACAAUUAGGAUCAUUCAUAAGCAAUCCCUUAAAAGGGACAAACUUAUGGAGUCUUUUCCAUGUUUUACUGAGAUCCAUGGGUGGCAUAAUCAUUCCCUUGAUUCUGCAGAUGCUCUUAAUCAACUGAGAGUAACAUCAAGUACCCGAGAUACAUUCGAGAGAUACUUUGAGCAAGGUAUGACAACAGCGAUGGCUCACAGACACCAUCUUAUGAAAUUAGAUUUGGUUGAUGAUUUGAGAGGACAAGCAAACAAAUCUGUCAAUCCAUCUCUCAAAUCUGUGGAAUAUAUGCGGACCCAAUGGGUAAAAGAACAACAUGGUGGAUUGAACACGUUGUCUAUGUUUAAUGCUAUCCACAAGUAUGCAGCUGACAACCCAGAAGUACAGAUUAAAGUUGAACACAACGAUGAACGAUUCUGUGUGGUUUUGGUAACUCCCUUCAUGAAGAGGGUUCAUGAACAUCUAAGAGAAGCCUCGGAAGUUGUUUUUGUGGAUGCCAGAUCUGUCGACCAACUGAACACAGCUAUCAUACCUUUUAUUUGUGCAGGACCAGCUGGUGCUGUUCCUUUGGCUGUGUUGUUCACAUCAUGCCAAGAUCAAGUAACAUUGACCAGAGGCUUUGGUAUGAUUAAGGAGAUGCUAGGUGAAUGUGCUUUCUAUGGCAGAGGAGCUCCACAGUCAUUCAUGACUGACAACUGUGAAGCUGAAAGAAAAAGUCUAGCUGCAACUUGGCCCACAGCAAACCGUUUUCUAUGUAUUUUCCACCUGCUUCAGCAGGUAUGGUGUUGGCUAUUGGAUUCUAAACAUAGAAUUCAAAAGGAUAAUCGUCAAGACCUUAUGGCUGCCAUGAAAAGUCUUGUUUAUGCUAGUUCAAAAGCAGAGUUUAAUGAGGUGUGGCAGUCUCUCCAAUCCUGUUCUCUCAUGGCUACAUAUCCUAUUUUCAAAAGUUAUGUGGCAUCCUUGGUUGAAAGGAAGGAAGAUUGGGCAAUAGCUUUUCGAGCUGGUACAUUGUUACGAGGGCACCAUACAAAUAAUUUCUGCGAGUCAACAAGUGUCAUAAUCAAGGAUAUGUUCUCAGCGGCUGUAAAGCCAAUAAUCUCGACCAAGGUUGCAUUAGACAGCGUUGAAUUGGUUGGCAAUUCUAAAUAUAAAGUACAGAGCGAAUCUGAUCCAACCAUAAAAUAUGAUAUAGACCUUGAAAUUGGACUAUGCUCUUGCAUGCAAGGCCAAACUGGUGCUAUUUGCAAGCACCAAAUUGCAUGUGCCGAGUUUAGCAUGACAGCUGUGCCCCAGCAAUUUUUAAGUAGCAGUGAAAGUCGCCAUCGAUUAGCAGUUUUGGCUGUGGGCCAAGAAAGAAGUCCCUGA